AUACAGAAGGCAUUCACAAAGAGCGCCUCCCUCUCGGCUGCAGAGCGUAAUAGAGACAAGAUGGCGGCCGCAGCAUCAAUGAUGCCUUACUUUGGGCAGCAGAUUUCCUCCAAACACGACAUGGUGCCGGACUGGACCAGCCAGGAAGUCAGCACCGGGACCACCAUCAUGGCGGUGGAGUACGAUGGAGGAGUAGUGAUGGGUGCUGACUCUCGCACCACCACUGGAGCUUACAUCGCCAACAGAGUAACGGACAAACUGACUCCGAUCCACGACAGAAUCUUCUGCUGCAGGUCAGCUCGCCUCCUUCAUCACGUCCUCUUUAUGAACUGUGUGUGCUGUGAGGAACGUUUCCGCCCCCACA
Molecule: messenger RNA, 364 nt
Organism: Labrus bergylta (ballan wrasse)
Lineage: Eukaryota; Metazoa; Chordata; Actinopteri; Labriformes; Labridae
Source: RefSeq, a predicted model, not a curated record